Pistacia vera is the source of this 2013-nucleotide messenger RNA. RefSeq names its product serine/threonine-protein kinase STY13. The coding region runs from base 609 to 1733 and encodes 374 amino acids. Lineage: Eukaryota; Viridiplantae; Streptophyta; Magnoliopsida; Sapindales; Anacardiaceae. The record is from RefSeq and is a predicted model, not a curated record. Gene Ontology annotation, biological process: protein phosphorylation. Gene Ontology annotation, molecular function: protein kinase activity; ATP binding. The transcript is spliced from 6 exons.
UUUUCCUUCAAACAUCAACUCCUCUCUUCGCUUUUUCUUUUGUGUUUUUCCUCCACUUUUUUUUAAAACUUCCAUCGGAACAGAUACUCGUAAAAUCACCGGAAAAAUUUUACACUGUUUCGCCUUCAGCUAUCUCUGAACUCUUCCACAACGACGUCGUUUUUUUCUUCUUUUUCUUCAAGAGGACGACUAUUAUGUAAAGUACUUUCGUUUUCUUUUAGCGUGGACUGUAAGUUGCUUUUUUUGUCUUUAGCUUGUUUUCAUUGAUUGAGCUUUUCUGGUAUAAAAUUUAUGUACGGGAGUUGAGGCUUCAAAAUUUCGAGAAUUUCGAAGGACUGUUUAAGUCGGAUAAUUAUAUUUUUUAAAAACUCUUUUCUUCUUUUUCGAGUGGUGGUUAUUCUGAAUGGUUAAUUUGGAGAGAGGAGUAACAGUUAUUAGAGGAAUUAGGUUUUGGUUUGGUGGAUUUAGUAUGUUUUCGAAAUUGAAAAAAAUGAUGUUUGUUUUAAGCUAAUUAGAGGCGAUAAUUGUUGUUGUGUAUAAAGAGAAGACGAUUGAAGUGAUAAUAAAAGAAAAAAUGAGGAACUCGGGAAUAGUUUGAGGUUGCAACUAUGAGUUGCAGCAACGACAAGAACAGAGGAGGAAGAGAAGAGAGGGAACAAGACCAGCAUGUUUUGCGGAGGUCUGUCGAGAGAGAAUCUAUGACCAUCUCGCAAAAUGGAUCCAUAACGGCCCCGCAGUUGACCAUCGAUGAAAAUCUCCUUGUUGACCCUAAAUUAUUGUUUAUCGGCUCCAAAAUCGGAGAAGGAGCUCAUGGAAAAGUUUAUGAAGGAAGGUAUGGUGAUCAAAUUGUUGCUAUCAAAGUUCUCCACCGUGGGAGCACUUCAGGAGAAAUAGUUUCACUUGAGAAUCGUUUUGUUCGUGAAGUCAAUAUGAUGUCUAGAGUAAAACAUGAGAAUCUUGUCAAGUUUAUUGGAGCUUGUAAGGACCCACUGAUGGUGAUAGUGACAGAGCUAUUGCCAGGGAUGUCAUUGCGGAAGUAUUUAGUUGGCAUUCGUCCAAAUCAGUUAGACCUUCAUGUGGCUUUAAAUUUUUCACUUGACAUUGCUCGAGCCAUGGAAUGUCUGCAUGCCAAUGGCAUUAUACACAGAGAUCUGAAACCUGAUAAUUUAUUGCUUACAGCAAAUCAGAAGUCUCUGAAGCUUGCUGAUUUUGGUCUUGCAAGAGAAGAAUCUGUGACUGAGAUGAUGACUGCGGAAACUGGAACUUACCGAUGGAUGGCUCCCGAGUUGUAUAGUACUGUGACACUGCGUCAGGGAGAGAAGAAACAUUAUAAUAACAAGGUUGAUGUCUACAGCUUUGGAAUUGUCUUAUGGGAAUUGCUAACCAACCGCAUGCCAUUUGAAGGCAUGUCCAAUUUGCAGGCUGCUUAUGCUGCUGCCUUUAAGCAUGAGAGGCCUAGUCUUCCACAGGAUAUUUCCCCUGAUCUUGCAUUUAUCAUACAGUCUUGUUGGGUUGAAGACCCUAACAUGAGGCCAAGCUUUGGCCAGAUUAUUCGCAUGCUCAAUGCUUUUCUCUUCACACUUGUACCACCCCCACCAUCUGUUCCAGAAUCUGACUCUAGUGAGCCAGAAACGAGUAAUGGCUCCAUGACAGAGUUAUCUGCUCGUGCAAGAGGAAAAUUUGCUUUCCUUCGCCAACUGUUCACUGCUAAAAAAACCAGGAACUCACAAUGAGUGGGUAAAUUUUGAGCAAUUUUCUUUUUGUUCCAUUCAGAGAAAGUUGGUAUGCAAUAGUAGAUAUAUAUUUUUAGUGAAUCACUGCUUAGUUACCUUAAAUGAUUAGCUGAGGAACAAAAAUGUUGAAAGGAAAUGAUGUUGAUGACAAUAUCAUUGACAAAAAUAAAAGAAGACAAGUAGGGCACUAUUUUCAAUGCUAGUUGACCUUAUUGUAAAGCAGAUACAUGGUUUUAGACCUUUUUCCUGUUCAUAUCAAUAUCACAAUCUCAUUCUGAAA